Messenger RNA from Blepharisma stoltei, 1047 nucleotides. The record is from the annotation of a GenBank genome assembly. NCBI's taxonomy places the organism in Eukaryota, Ciliophora, Heterotrichea, Heterotrichida, Blepharismidae.
AUGGAAUCAGAAGAGAUUUUACAUCUAAGUUUUAACCAAGACAGAACUUUGCUGACUUUAGGAUCAAGAACAGGGUUUAAAGUAUUUAAAGUAUAUCCUCUUGAGCUUAUCCACCAAGAAGACAAUGGAAAUUUCAAGAUUGUUGAAAUGUACGAAAGCUCCCUAUUAGUCUCUUUAGUCGGUGCAGGCGAGCAGCCUGCUUUUUCUCCAAGACGGCUCACCAUUUGAAACAUCGCCGAGCACACCCCUAUCUGUGAGACCUCAUUCCCCGACUCUUUAUUAUCUGUAAAAAUGAAUAGAAUUAGAAUAGUGGCUGUCAUCUCAGACGCAAUCUAUAUUUAUGACACUACAACAAUGAAAACACAAAACACAAUCAGGACUGUCGAAAACCCUAAAGGUCUGGCUGCUUUAUCCCCAACCCAUUCAGCUUGCUGAUUACUAUACCCUUCAAGUGUAGAGAAAGGAAAUUUGCAAGUUUAUGACUGCUUUAAUAUGCAGCUAAGAACAGAAAUAGAAGCCCACACGUCAAAAUUGGCAUAUAUUGCUAUUUCUUAUCAAGGAAACCUAUGUGCGACAGCUUCUGAAAAAGGGACUGUCAUUAGGGUGUUUUCGUUGCCUGAAGGGAAUAAGUUAUUUACUUUUAAAAGAGGAUUGAUGGCGGCCAUUACGUAUUCUAUAAACUUUUCUAUGGAUGCUGAAUUGCUAUUGUCCUGCAGCGAUACAGGGACAAUACAUGUGUAUAAUAUUAAUAGAAAUGAAGUGAGGGAAAGCAAUAACUGGGGAGAUGCUAUAAGAAAUUCCUUAUUUUCAGCAGCUAGUUAUAUUGUGCCAGGGUCUUAUAAGGACUCUUUUGAGACAUCAAGGUCAUAUAUAGUGGCCAGAACUAAUUUCAAGAUCCCUUAUAUUGCGACGCUGAUCCCAAAUACAAAUAUGCUAUUAGCAGUGAACUAUUCUGGACACUAUAUAAUGUUCAGCGUUGAUUAUGUGAAUGGAGGAGAUGGAAUCGUGCAUCAAGAAGGCUCAUUAAGCAGAAUCAGAAUGUCUUAA